AUGAGGUGGUGGGAGAGCGUCAAGAGCCUGUUCGCCGACGGCGGCAACCUCGGUUGCCUGUCCUGCGUCGGGAGGAAGGCGCCCGAGGAUCUCCACUCCUACCCGAUGGAGCCCGCGAAGCGGAAACGAUCGCGCGGCGCCGCUCCGGCGGCGGAGGAGGAGCCGGGCGCCAUCGAGGUGCCGGCGGUGGCGCUCCGGGAGGUGAACGAGCUGACCGGCUCCUUCGACAGGGAGAAGCUGAUCGGGGAGGGGUCGUACGCCAAGGUGUACAAGGUGACGCUGCGGAGCGCGAGGCUCGCCGUGGUGAAGAAGCUGGAGAAGGCGUCCAAGCACGCCUCCAACGACGUCUUCCGCCGGCAGCUGGCCGUGGCGUCCAGGCUGCGGCACGAGAGCUUCGUCCGCCUGCUCGGCUUCACCAUAAGCGGCGACCUCCGCGUGCUCGUCUACGAGUUCGCCACCAUGGGCACCCUCCACGACGCCCUGCACGGGCCGAGGGAGGGCGUGGGGGCGCGGGAGGAGGUGGAGGAGAGGCCGGUGCUGAGCUGGGCGCACCGGGUGCAGAUCGCGCUGGACGCGGCGAGGGGGCUGGAGUACCUGCACGAGAAGGCGUCGCCGCCGGUGGUCCACAAGGACGUGCGCUCCACCAACGUGCUGCUCUUCGACGGCAUGAGGGCCAAGAUCGCCGACUACAACAUGUUCAGCCAGGCCGCCGACAUGGCGCGACUCAACCGCUCCACGCACACGCUCGGCUCCUUCGGCUACCAGGCGCCGGAGUACGCGAUGAGCGGUCAGAUGACGGACAAGAGCGACGUGUACAGCUUCGGCAUAGUUCUCCUGGAGCUGUUGACGGGCAGGAAGCCGCUGGAUCGGACGUUGCCGCAGGGCCAGCGCAGCCUAGUCAACUGGGCAUCUCCGCUGCUGACUGAAGACAGAGCUCAGGAAUGCAUCGACCCGAGGCUCGGCGACAAGUACCCUGCCACCGGAGCGCUCAAGCUAGGGAGGAUCGCAGUGCAGUGCCUCCAGUAUGACCCAACCUACCGGCCGUCCAUGGGCACCAUCGCCCGCGUGAUCAACUACGCCGUCGUGCGGGACCAGCAGGGCGUGGUCUGA
Messenger RNA from Triticum turgidum subsp. durum (durum wheat), 1110 nucleotides. NCBI's taxonomy places the organism in Eukaryota, Viridiplantae, Streptophyta, Magnoliopsida, Poales, Poaceae. The record is from the annotation of a GenBank genome assembly.